UUUUUUUUUUUUUUUUUUUUUUUGUUGCCCAAUAAUUAACGACAAAAAUAAAAAAAAAAAGCUUGAUCAAUGUCCAUUGAAAAAAAAGUGCGUUGGACACAACAUGAUACCGACUUGGGCGAUCGAGAAGAAAGCAAUGGCAUGUUGGGAGAAAUAGCGCCUGAUUCACCAGGGCCGUUUAUCCCCACAAAUUUCACCAGACUCAUGCCGCAUAAUGCGUAUCAAGAUGAAGACGACUAUAGCGACGAAGACGAUCAGAGCAAUACGGACGAAGAUGACGAGACCGCCUUUAACCAACUUUAUGCACGUAACCAAUCUCUUUCUUCCGUCGCACCUGAAAUUACCCAUGAGCGUUUGGAAUGGCAACAAAUGUUACAAUCCGUGCUUUUGGGUGAAGUCAUCAAAUCCGAAAAGAAGAGAUUAUCAAGCUCAGACAAGUUUCAACCUACAAAACCUACACAAGAAAUUUGGUUAUCAUUGCGUGCAUUGUUACGUGGUAGAACCAUGAUGCAGGAACAAAAAUCCUUGGAGGACAGCCGCAAAGAAAUUGAAGGUGUUUUACAAAUGGUGAUGGAUUUCAAGGUCAAGGAUGACGAAAAAGACGACGCCCUGAAAAAAGUGGCCGAUGUCUUGAAGAAUGUCGACCGCAUUGAAUCCUUGUAUACAACAAGAGCGGAAAUGAUUUUGUCUCAUCCUCGUUAUGGUGCCCUUGACUUUCAAACCAAGUUAGAAGCCCUUAACGCUUGGUGUACUGUCACCCGUAGUUUGAGCAUGCAGUAUAAAAUCCUGAGAAACUGGACAGGUUCCGAAGACUUGCAGAUCGCCAGAAAGAAAUCAGAUGAAUCAUUAGCUACCACCAGCAAAGAAGAGCAAAGAAACAAUGAUACAUCCUUUGUUGAAAGACUAUUAAAAGAAUCAGCAUUACAAGAUACCUUUGAUAAACGAACUUUGUCAGCCCUCAACUCUCUACUAGUAAAAUCUAAACAGACCAUGAUUUACAACUCGAGUCAGUUUGCAGAAAUGAACUUACCAUCCUUUAUCUCUCAACUUCGUCAACUUGCUUAUUUUCCCAUCUCCUUGGUUGAAGAGGCACUCAAGCUUCGUUUGGAGUAUAAAGACAGAAUGAACGAACCACCUAAACAGAUGGUAGAUGCCAUGAUGGAAGAUUAUCGAGGCUUACUCUCUUUGGCUUGUCGAGUCAAACGAGAAUAUGAAGAACUCACUCAUUCAGCACCUGGAUGGCGAUUGGAAGAUGAUGAACCUGUAGACCAUAAUUACGAUCAUGUAUUGAUGGAAUCCGUACGUUUCUAUUUUAGAUUGAUUACCUGGAAAUUAAACUUGGAAAAGGAAAACAAUCUUCGAGAGUGUGAAGUUAUGGAAAAAGAAUGGGGUUUUUUGAAGAGCACCGUGUGUCAAACUGUGGAUAAAGCUGAUUGGGAAUGUGCAGAACAAUUCUGCUCCUUGACCAAUCGAUUGUUGGCAGAUGUGAUGCGUGAUUAUAUAUCCAGUUUAAAAAUACCCCCUGAAUCCGUCGAUGGCGGAAUCGAAGUAAAGUAUACAAAAUUAUUACACACCAUGCGUAUGCGAGCUCGUAAACUAUUACAAUUCGCCAGAUUCUUCAUGAGCCAAUUUGAAAAUGCUGCGGAAUAUGUCGUGGAUACAGAUAAUAUGGAUAAAUUUGUCACCUGCCUUGUGGAGACAGGACAUUUCUUGGUAUAUACAGGAGCGUUUGAAGAGGAUCGUAUUUAUAUCAUUGCAUCUCCUUCACUGUACGGUCGAGAGGAAACGAUCCAGACCUUGAUCCAGUCCUGUUUUGCCUAUGAUAAACAACCCAUGCCUUCAACCCCUAUAACGCCUAGUUUGUCCAGUAUCAAUGGAGAGCAAACAGAAGAUUACAUCUUGAUUUUUUCACCAUGGCAAAAUAUUAUGUGGACAGGUGAGGUAGUGGAAGUGCCUACACGAUUCAUUCAUUUGGGUAUCAAGACAAGACGUGUGCGUCUUACAACAGGUGACUCUACCAAAUUAGCAUCUGCCAAAGCGCUCUUUUGGUCUGCUGUUCAACACUCGGGUAUUGAAAUUAUUCAAGAACACAGAGCGCAUAUUCCCCGGAUCAACAAGGAGCUUUACAAGAUCAAGAUGACUGUAUUCAAAUUAGCAGAUUCAACGAUUUCUAGUGUCAGCAUGAUUCGAGAACAAACGAUGGGGUUAGGCUGUCAAGAGCUUGUAGAAGAGUGCUUCAGUUUUGCCAGUGAUUUUGGUAUCCGUGCGGCCAAAUUUUUAGAGUUAGCCGUGCGACUUCAAUUAGAUCUCAAAUUGGUGCGUCUGGCCAUUGAUUGGAUCUGUUUCAUUACAGAUGACUGUAUACCGUCUGACCGAAAGACCUUUCGUUGGGCCGUGGCCGCACUUGAAUUUGUACAUUUAAUGACACGUGGUGCCAACAUUCUAGCCCUCAGUGAAAACGAAUUCGCUACUCUACAGAGUAAAGUAGCACGAUGUGUGGCCUUACUAAUCUCUCACUUUGAUGUGUUGGGUACACGAUAUAUCUACGAGCUUCAGGUCAAGGAAGAUCAACAACGUCGUCGUGGUAUCACUGCUAAACGCAAUUCGUACAUGACAUCCAAGAGUUCAGAUAAGGAUAAUAUCACAACCAGUUCUACCUUUGGUGCUACCAAUGAUGUGGCUGUGACGGGAGGUGGAGGCAUUAUCUAUCGACGUGAUACUUGGAUGCGCAGAAUUUCCGAAUUGGAAGCCAAACGAUCGGCCGAUGAACAAGAGCGCAAGAUCAUUGGUAAAAUAUUGGAUGACCAAAAGCCGGAAGAUCAAUCCCUGGUAUUCUUGGCUCCUUCAUCUUCCAAUAUUCAAUUCAGCUGGCAGCAAGGUCGUUUCAUUGGUGCAGGUACUUUUGGUUCAGUCUAUUUGGCGAUUAAUUUGGAUACUUCCACCGUGAUGGCGGUGAAGGAAAUCAGAUUCCCUGAUUCAAGUUCGUUAUCAGCCCUGCAUAAAUCCAUCAAGGAGGAAAUGAAGGUCAUGGAAAUGCUGCAUCAUACAAACAUUGUACAAUACUUUGGCAUGGAAGUACAUCGUGAUCGUGUGUAUAUCUUUAUGGAGUAUUGUGAGAAUGGUAGUCUGGGUGCUUUGCUUGAUCAUGGUGGACGUAUUGAAGAUGAAGUUUACGUGGUGGAUUAUGCAUACCAGUUACUAAGCGGUCUUGCCUACUUGCACGGCAACAAUAUCGUACAUCGUGAUAUCAAACCUGAUAAUAUUUUGAUUGAUUAUAACGGGCAAUUGAAGUUGUCCGAUUUUGGUGCAGCCAAGAUUUUGGCUAAGGGACAGAAGACGAUGGGACGUACAACAGUGAAUAUGAAUGUGAAUAGUUUAGCGGGUACUCCCAUGUAUAUGGCACCGGAAGUGAUUACGGGAGGAGAAUCAGGUCGUAGAGGAUCCAUGGAUAUUUGGUCGCUAGGCUGUUGUAUUGUACAAAUGGCAACGGGAAGACGACCUUGGAGUACAUUAGAAAAUGAAUGGUCGGUGAUGUACCAUGUAGUGACGGGUCACCCACCACUUCCUGAUGCAUCACAACUGACAGCUCCUGGUAUUGAUUUCCUCAAGAAAUGUUUUGUACGUGAUCCCAAUAAGCGACCUACUGCCGAAGAGUUAUUAAACCACCCAUGGAUCACCAGCUAUGUAGAUAAUUACAGCGAAGAACAAUUGCCCCCACCUGAACAAGAAGGCAUGAAUGGCGAUGUUCUUGCGGGUGAUAACGAGCAUUGGGAGUCCGAGAUACCCGAUCCUCCUGAACAACGAGGUUAUCAAGAAUAUGAUGAUGUACCACCCAUGCAGCGUUCCAUUAAUUCCACCCCAUCCUUGGAUAGGCCGAUGAUUCGAAGUAUUCCCAACAGUUUAGCCUUAGACGGUAUGGCCAACAGUCAUGAGAAUGGGCCCCAAGCUCAGGCCUACUUUCGUGAAAUUGCUGCCCAACAUGCUUCCGAUGCUCAAUGGAACCCUGCUAGCUCCAUGAAUCCCCCCAAUUAAAAAUAAUUAUAAAAAGAAUAAAGAGAAAAAAAUAAAUAAAUUACUACUUGCACACAUACAAACGC
Messenger RNA from Mucor mucedo, 4097 nucleotides. RefSeq lists its product as uncharacterized. The record is from RefSeq and is a predicted model, not a curated record. Bases 70 to 4032 code for a protein of 1320 amino acids. Gene Ontology annotation, biological process: protein phosphorylation. The transcript has 5 exons. Gene Ontology annotation, molecular function: ATP binding; protein kinase activity. Lineage: Eukaryota; Fungi; Mucoromycota; Mucoromycetes; Mucorales; Mucoraceae.